AUGUUGAAAUCGCCAUAUGAUGCCGUGCCACAAACCCCACUGUCUCCAGGAACACCUUUAACACCUUCGACACCUGGAACUCCACAAUACAACGAGUCAUAUCCUCUAACGGCACAAGAUCCAAGUCAUCAUUAUUCCGCACCGCCUUUGCCAAACAAUUAUUACAGCCGAUUGGCUAACGAGGCUCACCUCGAGCCAAACAAUUCCUAUAAUCCUGUAACCAGUACACAGCCUACAAGUCUCCUUCAUCAGGAUCUGAUGAAACAAGAUCAAAAACUCAAACGCCGCAUUCGUAUCCUCCGAUUUAUCUCACGAGUUCUCGUCACUGGCCUCACCAUAGCGAUAGCCAUAGAAGAAGGAAGAACACUUCUAAAUUUCCUCGAGACUCAUAAUGAUAUUCGAAGCCCACCCGGAUCGCCGACACCCCGCGGACCCUGGGCUCUCCAGACGCAACUUUGGUCAGCAGUCCUUCUUUUCAUCACUUGCGUGGUUACAGCGAUUCUUGGUCUGGUUUCGGUUAUUUCCUACCUGAUUUCCAUCAAAGCCGCGAAUUCUAUCAGUAGUAUGAAUACCAAGUUUGGUAUCGCAACUGAAAGCAUUCAUAUUGCAACUUGGAUUGCAGUGGCAACAGCUUAUCGAGUAGCGAAGAAUGGAAAAGAUCUCUGGAGGUGGGCGUGUAGUCCACUGGCUGAAAAGAUCCAGCCAACAUUUCAGGAUGUCGUCAAUUUUAAGAAUGUUUGCGACAGAAGCGGUGUCAAUUUCAAACUCUCUAUUGUAAACUCGGGUUUGCAAGUUGCAAGUCUCGGAAUCUGGAUUCUGGUAUACAAGAGAAUGAGAACUCUUCGAUGGUUGAAACGAGCAGAAUCUGAGCCCAAGUUUUAA
Messenger RNA from Botrytis byssoidea, 882 nucleotides. RefSeq lists its product as uncharacterized. NCBI's taxonomy places the organism in Eukaryota, Fungi, Ascomycota, Leotiomycetes, Helotiales, Sclerotiniaceae. The transcript has 3 exons. Bases 1 to 882 code for a protein of 293 amino acids. The record is from RefSeq and is a predicted model, not a curated record.